Molecule: messenger RNA, 1880 nt
Organism: Trichoderma harzianum CBS 226.95
Lineage: Eukaryota; Fungi; Ascomycota; Sordariomycetes; Hypocreales; Hypocreaceae
Exons: 4
Coding region: 291-1649 (452 amino acids)
Biological process (GO): protein phosphorylation; regulation of glucose metabolic process
Cellular component (GO): mitochondrion
Molecular function (GO): pyruvate dehydrogenase (acetyl-transferring) kinase activity
Source: RefSeq, a predicted model, not a curated record
UGAAGUUCAAUCUUCUUUUUUUGAGCCCCUCAGCUUAUCCUGUGCUGUUCUGGUUCUCCCUUGCGCCGGCCCUUUGCACUGUCUUGCUUGUCUGACUAUUCGCCUGUCCAAUCCUCCGUAAUAAUCCUGCUUCGUUUCGGCUCCUCCCAUCGCCUCUCUCUGCCUCCUCCCGCCCGCGCUGCCUCGCCUCGAACCGCCAUUGACCGCUGCGGGAGUGCGCAAACUCCUCCAAUCUCGCCCCAAACAAUCCCACCUCUACCUCUACCCUUCUUGGGGGACGAGCGCCCAUCAUGUCAUGGCGGGCGUCCGAGACCCUGAUGGACACCAUCCGGCACUACGCCAGGUUCCCGGCAACUGGCGUGAGCUUGCGCCAGAUGGUGCAGUUUGGCGAUAAGCCGUCCACAGGAACCCUCUUCCGCGCCUCACAAUUCCUGGCCGAGGAGCUGCCAAUCCGCCUGGCGCACCGCGUUGAGGAGCUGGAGCUGCUGCCCGACGGCCUCAACGACAUGCCCUCUGUGAAAAAGGUCAAGGACUGGUAUGCUCAGUCCUUUGAGGAAAUCACCCAGCUCCCUCGACCGCGCCUCGCCAAAGACAUCAAGGAGCGCCUCAUGAAACCCGCCAAGUUUGGCAGCCGCGGCGGCUAUGCGCAGCUCUCCGAGUCGACGCCGAACCCGUCCAUCGACGAGGGCGAGGCCUCGGGCUGGGGCCGCCUGCACCUCAACGGCAACGGUCACAGCAACGGCAAUAGCACAUCAUCAUCAAACGGCCACGGCAAGGCUCGGUCCGUUGCGCGGAGAUAUUUCGCCACGGUCGACGACACGGGCGACUGGCCGCCCGAGCUGCAGCUCUACAACCAAAAGUUCGCCCAGUGCCUGCACAAGAUCAAGCGGCGGCACGACAGCGUCGUCACCACUAUGGCCCAGGGCAUCCUCGAGUACAAGCGGCGGCGCCAGCGCAUGCAGAUCGACUCCAACAUCCAGUCCUUCCUCGACCGCUUCUACAUGUCGCGCAUCGGCAUCCGCAUGCUCAUCGGCCAGCACAUUGCCCUGACGGACCAGAGCCACCACCGCGACCCAACCUACGUCGGCGUCAUCUGCACAAAGACAAACGUCAAGGAGCUGGCCCAGGAGGCCAUCGAGAACGCCCGCUUCGUCUGCGAGGACCACUACGGCCUGUUCGAGGCGCCCCGCAUCCAGCUCGUCUGCAACCCCAACCUCGACUUCAUGUACGUCCCGGGUCACCUGUCGCACAUGCUCUUCGAGACGCUCAAGAACUCGCUGCGCGCCGUCGUCGAGACCCACGGCAUGGACAAGCAGGAGUUCCCCGUCACAAAGGUCAUUGUCGCCGAGGGCAAAGAGGACAUUACCAUCAAGAUCUCCGACGAGGGCGGCGGCAUCCCGCGAAGCGCCAUCCCCUUGGUCUGGACCUACAUGUACACCACCGUCGACCGCACGCCCAACCUCGACCCGGACUUUGACAAGAGCGAUUUCAAGGCUCCCAUGGCCGGCUUCGGUUACGGCCUGCCCAUAUCAAGACUGUACGCCCGCUACUUUGGCGGCGACUUGAAACUCAUCAGCAUGGAAGGCUACGGCACCGACGUCUACCUCCACCUCAACCGCCUCUCCUCCUCCUCAGAACCCCUCCAAUAGCAAUUAAGCACCGCCCACGCUAAAGCCCCCUCGGCCCUCAGCAUCCGCAGCAAGCUCAAGAGCAACAGCAAGCGCGAGGUCACUGAGCGCCGGCAGGUCGGGGACGCAGAGGCGGUGGUGAAUGCGCCUCCGAGCAGCUUCCUCCACAAGGACGACAAGCAGCUGUAAGAAAAGGAAGAAGAAAAAUCACGAAUACAUAUAACAACACAAAAAAAGGAGCAUUACAAUGUG